AUGGCAAACCACAGUACUACAGGCUUCAUGGGCCGUAAAUCUAAACUCAGCUUCAUCGUCAUCGGGUCCUACGUGUUCGACUGGUUAAUACUCAUAGCCGUUGGCAUUAUCGGCGUCAUUCUGGGUAAUGUCACUCCGAAUAAGAGGCCAUUUAGCUUGCAGGACCCUAAUAUUUCCUUUCCCUUCACCGUCCAUGAGACCGUAAAUUCCAAACUCCUAUUAAUCUGCAACGCCGCUAUCCCCGUCGUCGUCGUCCUACUCGUCGUCUUCAUCUUCGUUCCCGGCCCCACCGUACCCAAGGGUACGCCCAAGUCCUUAAUAUGGAAGCGGAAACUGUGGGAGCUUCAUACGGGUUGGCUGGGCCUGGCCCUCUCUCUUAUAUCUGCUUGGAUCAUCACGCAGGGCAUGAAGAACCUCUUUGGCAAGCCGCGACCGGAUCUGCUAUCCCGAUGUCAACCUGAUCUCCAGAAUGUCGCUAAGUAUAUCAUCGGGUUCCACACCCCCGCGGACGACGGGUCGUUAGACGGCCCAUAUAAUGGUCAGCUUGUUAGUGCGGAUAUCUGCAAGAACCCGGACCGCGCCCUGCUCGACGACGGCUUCCGCAGCUAUCCUUCGGGCCACUCUAGCUCCGCAGCCGCGGGUUUGAUUUACCUCUCGUUUUUCUUAGCCAGCAAAUUCGCCAUCACGCUCCCUUUCGUGCCGCACGACGCGGCGACGGCCGACACGAGCACCGUCACCGCUUUCCCGUCUCGGCUACGUAACACGGACACGUCUUACGAAGCUGUGCGAAAUAACCAGGACCUCGACAGAUCAGCUUCGCCUGUGGAUCCGGCGACUGUCAAGCAGAUCGGGGCCCAUAACUCCGCUGUCCUCUCCACCCGAAGGCAAGCUGCCGCGCCGCCCCUAUACCUGCUCCUGGUGACCGUCCUCCCCUUCUUCACAUCCAUUUUCAUCGCCAGUUCCCGCUGGUUCGAUUUCCGCCACCACGGAUUCGACAUCCUCUUCGGCUUCAUCAUCGGAACCAUCUGCGCGUGGUUCGCGUUCCGAUACUACCACAUGCCAAUCCGAUCGGGAGCCGGAUGGGCGUGGGGACCUCGCAGCCACGACAAGGCGUUCUGGGCGGGCCUGGGAUCGUGGAGCUACGCGACGGACAAGAAGCACUGGGAGAGGCCCGGCGAAGGGAUCGAGAGGAUACCCGGCCACCACCCCGACGACAUCGAGAUGGGAAUGCGGUACCGACCGAAGGUGGACAAUUCGUCCCAUGCGAACACUUCGGAAAAUCCCGAUCUGGUGGGCGACCGAAUGUAA
Messenger RNA from Daldinia caldariorum, 1308 nucleotides. Its product is annotated as acid phosphatase/Vanadium-dependent haloperoxidase. The coding region runs from base 1 to 1308 and encodes 435 amino acids. Gene Ontology annotation, molecular function: phosphatidate phosphatase activity. The record is from RefSeq and is a predicted model, not a curated record. Lineage: Eukaryota; Fungi; Ascomycota; Sordariomycetes; Xylariales; Hypoxylaceae. The transcript has 2 exons. Gene Ontology annotation, biological process: phospholipid metabolic process.